Wasmannia auropunctata (little fire ant) is the source of this 698-nucleotide messenger RNA. RefSeq lists its product as uncharacterized. The transcript has 4 exons. The record is from RefSeq and is a predicted model, not a curated record. Bases 18 to 680 code for a protein of 220 amino acids. NCBI's taxonomy places the organism in Eukaryota, Metazoa, Arthropoda, Insecta, Hymenoptera, Formicidae.
AGUCCUGCCACGAAUAUAUGAAUCAGUUUCCGGCACUUUCUGAUCCCUUAGGCUACGUAUUACUGGAGAAGGAUUUUGAAACAUUACAUCCAGAUUGUUCUUUAAAACUGUAUGCUGCUUGGCAAAAAAUAUCAGAUUUUGUAAUCAACAAAGUGCCACCUAAACUAAAGAAUCGAUUUGACAAUGUCUUUACAACAGAUGGUAAGAAAAUUGUAACUUUGUUUUUACUGCCUCACUUGUUUCCUGUGAACACAAUAAGAAACGGUAAAGCACGAAAUUGGAGGCCCUCUAGAAAAGAAUCUGAAGAAGGAUUUCUCCUACAUUUAAACACAAUCGCAGAUUUUGAAACAAGAUUACAAGAACAAACGGCAAAAUUACAAUCAUUUGGUCAGCCCUCACAACCUAUUACAGUGAUAAUAGGUCCUUCUUUUGAUGAAAUAAGACAAUGUUUAGUUGUAAUUGAUACGUUCAGAUACAAAGUGGAAACACCGUUAAAAGCUGUGGACCUUGUUUUUAAGUUGUGUAAUGCUUUAAACAUUCGAUAUCCUGUAGAGGUAGGACAGCUUUUUAUGUGUUUACAAAGAGCUGUAUAUAGUUUCGAAACUUUGUGGGACAAACACAAAAAUUCGCAGCUCACUUCUUCUGUCCUGGCGAUAAUUCAAGAAUAUAAAUCAUUAUAAAUUUAAUCAUUGUUUUGG